Penicillium vulpinum is the source of this 1791-nucleotide messenger RNA. RefSeq names its product glycoside hydrolase family 47 protein. The record is from RefSeq and is a predicted model, not a curated record. The coding region runs from base 1 to 1791 and encodes 596 amino acids. Gene Ontology annotation, cellular component: Golgi membrane; endoplasmic reticulum. Gene Ontology annotation, molecular function: mannosyl-oligosaccharide 1,2-alpha-mannosidase activity; calcium ion binding. The transcript has a single exon. Gene Ontology annotation, biological process: N-glycan processing; carbohydrate metabolic process. Lineage: Eukaryota; Fungi; Ascomycota; Eurotiomycetes; Eurotiales; Aspergillaceae.
AUGAGUCGGCCCCGGCGUCAUUUUCUAGGCGCUUGCCUCGGGGCUUUCCUAUUGUUCCUGCUUUACCGCUAUCAUCACACAAACACCGGCAAUCUUAUCACGAUCUCUCCACAUGGUACAUCAAAAGCCGCCCUGAAAGUUGAAAUCAACCCAAAAUAUUUAUGGAGAAAGCUGCCUGUGCGAUACCCAGUUGCUGAAAUCCGGCCACUACCUGUCGCACUGCCCCGGACACUGCCGGAGGUCCAACCGACAGACCCCGAAGCAUCUCGUCUCAAAUUGAAGCCCCAAACUAGCAGACAGUCGGCGGUGAAAGAAGCCUUUGAAAGAUGUUGGAAGUCAUACCAGUCGCUUGCUUGGCGCGCAGAUGAGCUCGCGCCGCUCAGUGGUAGCCCUAAAAAUACGUUGGGGGGAUGGCGUGCCACGCUAAUUGACAACCUUGACACACUGUGGAUUAUGGGGAUGCAUAAUGAGUUCAAAAAGGCCGUGGAUGCGGUCACGGAUAUCAAAUUCGAACAUCCACAGUCUCCCAAAAUCAAUACGUAUGAUGUCAACAUCCAUUUACUCGGAGGCUUGCUGGCAGCAUUUGAUCUCAGCGCUGAUCUGAAAUUGCUGAAAAAGUCCAUCGAGCUAGGCGAUAUGCUCUACGCUGCCUUUGAUACCCCAAACAGAAUGCCCAUCAUACACUGGAACGCACACAAAGCUGCGCGCAAAGAGGAGCAGCCUACGGAGGAGAGUGUUCACAGUGUAGAACUAGGCUCGUUUACAUUGGAAUUCAUAAGGUUGUCUCAGAUCACUGGUGACCCAAAAUACUUCGAUGCGGCCCAACGGGUCAUGGAAUUGUUUGACACGCAACAAGGCGCCACCAAGCUCGCGGGUCUUUGGCCCGUUUCCGUGAAUGCCAGGGAAGGGCGUUUCGACGACAAUACCUUCACAUUAGGUGCUGGAGUGAGCUCGCUAUACAAGUCCCUACCCCAGGCAUAUGCUUUGUUAGGAAGCCAAGUGCCCAUGUAUCGCAGGAUGUACGAGAAUGCGACACUCACAGCCGCGGGCCACAAUUUAUUCCGACCAAUGAGCCCCGAGGGCAAGGACGUGCUCUUUUCCGGCACUGUUCGAGUGUAUUCGCAAACAGACCUCGAGGCACAAAUGCAGUACCAAUCUUGUGCUGCCGGGGGUAUGUUUGCACUAGGAGGCGCACUACUCAACAUCCCCACCCACCAAGAAAUCGCCCACAAGUUGGUCGAUGGAUGCAUCUGGGCUCACAGAGCCAUACCAUUAGGGAUUAUGCCCGAAGCCUUUGAUGCGGUUCCAUGUGCGUCGCAGACGAACUGUCCAUGGAGCGAGCGGUACUGGAAGCAGGAGGUCUGGAAAAAGGCGAACAGCCUCGAACCAGAAGCUGAUCCAAAUCUCAAAGUCGAUGCUCUUAUCAAAGACCGCCGGCUGCCCACGGGGUUCGUCGGAAUCCCGGACACUGCUUAUAACUUGCGCCCGGAAGCGAUCGAGAGCAUGUUUACUCUCUACCGCGUCAGCGGCCGUGAGGAUCUCCUCGAUGCAGCUUGGGAUAUGUUCCAGGCAAUACAAAGUGCGACACAGACGAAGAAUGGCAAUGCGGCUAUUGCUGCUGUCACGGAUGAGGGUAGUGAACUGACCCUCAAAGACUCGAUGGACAGCAUGUGGAUGGCGCAGACACUGAAAUAUUUUUAUCUCAUGUUCAGCUCUCCAGACCUAAUCAGUUUGGAUGAGUUUGUUUUCAAUGCUGGAGGACACCCGCUGAAACGCCCCGAGGCGCCAUGA